Molecule: messenger RNA, 1375 nt
Organism: Dipodomys spectabilis (banner-tailed kangaroo rat)
Lineage: Eukaryota; Metazoa; Chordata; Mammalia; Rodentia; Heteromyidae
Gene: Samd12
Product: sterile alpha motif domain containing 12
Exons: 5
Coding region: 124-609 (161 amino acids)
Biological process (GO): cell surface receptor protein tyrosine kinase signaling pathway
Cellular component (GO): cytoplasmic side of plasma membrane
Molecular function (GO): protein binding
Source: RefSeq, a predicted model, not a curated record
AGGUUGGUCCUGGAGCAGAUGAGCGCAGAAUAUUUAGGCGAAGGCGAGGGGCGGGGGGAGCGCGGGGCAGGCGGAGUACCUCGGCCAAGAAAAUUAUGCAUGCGUUAGGGAAGCUCUGAGAGAAUGGCUGUGGAAGCUCUCCAUUGUGGUUUAAAUCCACGGGGUAUUGAUCACCCUGCCCACGCUGAUGGUAUUAAAUUGCAAAUUGAUGGUGAAAGUGUGGAAUCUCAAUCCAUUAAAAACAAAAGUUUCCAGAAGGUGCCUGACCAAAAAGGAACCCCCAAGAGACUUCAGGGAGAAGUUGAGACAACUAAGUCAGCUACGGUGAAGCUGUCAAAGCCAGUGGCUCUGUGGACCCAGCAGGAUGUCUGCAAAUGGUUGAAGAAACAUUGUCCAAAUCAGUAUCAGAUCUACAGCGAGUCAUUCAAACAACAUGACAUAACGGGACGAGCCCUGUUGAGACUCACAGACAAGAAGCUGGAGCGCAUGGGGCUUGCCCAGGAGAACCUUAGACAGCACAUCCUACAACAGGUGCUCCAGCUGAAGGUGCGAGAAGAGGUCAGAAACCUGCAGUUACUCACACAAGCCUCAGCUGAGGGUUCUCCAUAAACCCAGUUGGCCUUUCAAGCUGCUGUCCUGCCAUUGGUGUGAACAUGGCCUGACUCUAGAAAAAGACUAACUCGUGGCACUGCCAGAAGAGAUCCUUGGAGCACUGAGAGAUUAACUGGAUUAACUGAAAAAACACUCAUUCAAUCAAGAUUAUGGGCUUUGGGGGAAAAAAUCCUGGUUUGCUAUGGAUUUUUAAAUGAGGUACAUAAUAUGCAGUGCUAACUGGUUCCAAGUGGUCAUUGGCAGACCAUUAGCUGGAAAAUUGCUUCCAGUUUUCAUCACUGUGCAUAACUCAAGUUCCCUUUGGGCUCUGUCUGUGCCCUUCACUAGAAGUCCUGUCUUAGCAUGGCAACUACUGGAUUAUUUUAUUAUGUGUGCAGAUGGCAUGAUGUUCUAGAAAAAAAAAAUUAGAGCAGUUCUGCAAUCUCAGUGGAAGUGUUCACAAUAUUAUGUCCUGGUAGGAUGUAAACCUGUCUCGAUUAUGUUAGUUAUGAUGUUCAAAGGUAUUGUGUCCAACUCUGAAGCACUUUAUAUGAGAUUACUAUGCUGAGAUCAAUUAGCACGUUUGGUACAUGUAGGAAAACAAGAGUUUUCUUUUUUCUUUUCUAAAUCUUGUCAUAUUUCUGGCUCAGACUGUCUUAAGACAAGCUCUACUCCUAGCAUAUCCCCAGUCAUUUGUGAUAGAUUGGUAUAAAUAUGGCCAUAAUACUGUUAGAUUUAACCUCUUCACACUUUGCUGAGUAACUGGAUUACUUGCAGCACCAAA